Messenger RNA from Aegilops tauschii subsp. strangulata, 2019 nucleotides. RefSeq lists its product as uncharacterized. The record is from RefSeq and is a predicted model, not a curated record. NCBI's taxonomy places the organism in Eukaryota, Viridiplantae, Streptophyta, Magnoliopsida, Poales, Poaceae.
AUGUGCAACGCUUUCGACAAGCUUUACCACCUUAAUGGCCUGGGCUUCCAGAAGCUUAAUGAAGCGCUUGUCACUCUCCUCCCGAAGAAGCCCGACGCCACCACCCUCGCUGACUACAGGCCUAUCAGCUUAAUUCAUCUCCUGGCCAAGCUUUUUGCCAAGGUGCUAUCACUCCGUCUCGCUCCACGGCUUGGGAGCAUGGUGUCGACCAACCAGAGCGCGUUCAUCGCAGGUCGCAGCAUUCACGACAAUUUCAUCCUGGUUCAGCAGACCGCCCGCCAGCUGCACAACAUGAGGGCUUCUCGCAUCCUUCUCAAGCUUGACAUUGCGCGUGCCUUUGACUCCGUCUCAUGGCCUUUCCUCCUACAGCUCCUUGGACACCUUGGCUUUGGCCCAAGGUGGCGCGAGUGGAUCUCCAUCCUGCUCUCCACGGCGAAGACGCGUGUGCUCAUCAACGGCAAUCCGGGCCAUCCCCCCAUCUGCCACGAGAAAGGUCUCCGGCAGGGUGACCCCGUCUCUCCCAUGCUUUUCACGUUGGUCAUCGACGCGCUCAACUCCCUCCUCCAGCACGGCAUCAGGACUGGAGUGCUGCGCCGCCUCACUGAGCGUCGGAUGGCCUCGAGCAUCUCCCUGUAUGCCGAUGACGUGGUUAUCUUCUGCCACCCGGACCCCCACGAGCUUCAGGUCAUCCGUGAGCUGCUCCGUGUCUUCGGCGCCGCGACUGGGCUGCACACCAACUUCCGGAAAUGCUCCGCCACGCCGAUCCAUUGCACGGCCAAGCAGACCGCGUUGGUCGAGGGCACGCUCGCCUGCCCGAUAGCGCACUUCCCCAUCACAUACCUUGGCAUCCCACUCUCGACCCGGAAAGUUUCCGCGGCGGCCCUUAUGCCCAUGGUGAAGCGCAUGGCGCGCAAGUUGCUGACUUGGAGAGCGUCCCUCCUCUCGCAUGGAGAGCGUCUAGCCCUGGUGCGCCACGUUCUCACCGCCAUGCCCGUCCACCUGCUUAUGGCCAUGGCGCUCCGGCCCACUAUCCUCAAGAAGAUCAAUAGAAUCAUGCGCGACUUUCUCUGGCACGGCGAGGCCGAUGCCUCUGGUGGAGGUUGCCUUGCCACUGAUCGUUCUCGUCCCUGGCGACACCUCCACUUGCCCUUCGAUCCCGAGGUCCAGGCUAUUUUUUAUGCUUCCACAUACUGGAUUCUUGGCGAUGGGACCUCCUGCCUAUUCUGGAGAGACCGUUGGAUCUCGGGCCGCUCGGUCAGCGAGCUGGCGCCGGCCGUUCUCGCCCUGGUCCCCAAGCGCCGGAGGCGUACGGUGACCGUUGCUCAGGGCCUCCACAACAGGGCCUGGGUGGGAGAUAUUCAGGGUGCCUUGGGGCCGGCUGCGAUGGUCCAAUACGUCGAGCUUUGGCGCGCCCUGCAGCCCGUUACCCUAUCUCUCGACCCCGAUGUGCUGCGCUGGAAGUGGACCGAUUCGGGCAUCUACACUGCGAGUUCCUGCUACCGAGCCAUGUUUGCUGGCUCUACCGUCGCGCCCAACUGGAAACUCAUCUGGCGCACGUGGGCCCCUCUACGGAUCCCGGUCUUUGUGUGGCUCGCUAGCCAGGAUCGCUGCUGGUCUGCCGCCCGCCUCGCGCGCCAUGGCUUGCCGCACGAUGACCACUGCAUCUUCUGUGACCAAGUGCUGGAAACCCUCGAUCACCUUCUUCUACAAUGCCCAUUCUCCCGGAUCAUAUGGCAUGAGAUCUUCGCCUGGUGCCGGCUGCCAAUCCCUCCUCCGGGCACCAACGAUUGCUUCCUCGAGUGGUGGGCUGUUUCUACUAAGCGGGUUCCAGCGGCCAUGCGGAAAGGACUCGCCUCCCUCGCCCUCCUCACGGCGUGGUCCAUCUGGCGCCAUCGCAAUGCAUGCAUCUUCGACCACAUGCGCCCCUCUACUACGCACCUUCUCCAGGUCAUCAAGGACGACGCUCGGGCAUGGGCAUCUGCCGGGGCCAAGGACAUCGCAAACUUUAUGCCUCCCUGA